Amphiprion ocellaris (clown anemonefish) is the source of this 1993-nucleotide messenger RNA. Its product is annotated as tripartite motif-containing protein 16-like. The coding region runs from base 17 to 1546 and encodes 509 amino acids. The transcript has a single exon. Gene Ontology annotation, molecular function: zinc ion binding. The record is from RefSeq and is a predicted model, not a curated record. Lineage: Eukaryota; Metazoa; Chordata; Actinopteri; Pomacentridae.
UCUUGCUUCUGAAAACAUGUCUGACAACAUCCAAAAGGAUCCACAAAUGAUUCUCUGUGACAUGUGCACAGAGGAGGACAGGAAACCAGCACGCAAGACCUGCAUGAAAUGUGAGAUCUCCAUGUGCAGCCAGCACCUCCAGGUCCACCUGACCACCCCGGUGUUGCUUCAGACUCAUCCUCUGACGGAGCCCAUGGCUUUAUGUGGAACCACUAAAUGCCCUCAGCAUGGCAAACUCCUGGAGUACUACUGCUUGGAUGACAUGACCUGUGUGUGUGUUUCCUGUGCCAUUGAAGACCAGCACCGCCUGCACAACAUGAAGACCUUCUCCACGGCCCACAAAGAGCUGCUGGAAAAGCUGACAGCAGAGCAACAGGCCUUAGAGGUGAAAGCAGACGAUGAGAACGUGAGUCUGGAAAAGUGGGAGAAGAAUGAAAGAGAGAAGCUGGGCGGCUGUAGUGUGCGUCUGAUUGAGGCUGUGACUCACCUGCGUGACAUUUCUCUGAGCAGUAUCCAGAGUUCAGUGUCGGCUCGCAUGGUGUCAGUUAAAACCAGCAGGAUCAGCAUACAAGCAGCACAGAAGGAGAAGGACACCUUCAGGUUCCUGCAGAUGUAUUCUCAGGUGCAUCAGGAUGUGGAGAAGGCCAAAGCUGUGGAUCUGAGGAAAGGCCUGGAGCCUGGCAGCCAUCGAGACAAACUGGUGCAGGAGAUAAUAGAGGGUGGUGAAAAGAUGAUGGAGCAAGCGUCCCACUUCUGGGGAUCCCUGUUGACUCUGGUUGACCCUGAAAACCAUCAGGACAUUUUUGGCACUGGUUCGGACCUGAUCUUUGACCCGCAGCUUAUAGGUCCUAGCAUGUCACUGUCCAAAGACAAGACAAAGGUUUUCUAUAACAGCUGGCUGGGGAACUGCUCUGCCACUCUGCUAAUCUGUGGCACCCAUGCAGUUCCCAACUUUCAGAGGUGGGUGGUGAGUCUUUCCAAAGAUUCUGACUGGAUGAUUGGCUUGUGUGACAAACAGUCUGCAAAAAACCUGAAAAAUGCACCCGUCUAUGGACUGUCCUGCCAAGACAACCAGCUGAGUUCUGUAACAACAGAGCUAGAUGAUUGUGCUGAUGCAUUAGAAGGUUUGGGGCUGCAGAAAAUGAUCACGACCAAAACAGGACAGAAACUCAGGGUUUCUUCCUCUUUAAUCACAUACCAGGGAGAGAAUGGAGUUGAGGACCAACCACAACCUGAGACAGUAGAGGUGUUUUGGAAUAUUGUUGCCUCCACGCUGUCCUUCUUCAGCAGAACUGGACGGCACCGUAGGGAAGAAAUAAUCACCAUUCAGAUGAGCCUGAACAACUGGGACCUGGUCCCAUUUGUCCAACUGGGAAAGGAACAAACGGUGAUCCAGCAGCAGUGGCGCUGUUCAUGUGGGACUGUUUACAACCGGGAUGGAAAUGAGUACUACAAUAAAAGGCAAGGCUCCUACCAGACAUAUUGUUCCUGUGGACAAGCUGUUGGUAGGCCAUUUAUUACAGAGGUGGUUUGUGAGCUUUUCUAAUUGGUGGGAUUUUGCUGAUCAUCGCAAUACAGAUUCUGAUGAGAGUAAUGCCGCUGAUUGAUGGUUGCUGUCAAGUGAAUACAUUGUUAUGCAUCACUCCUGAGAUGAAAGUUUAAGUAUAUCAACAACACAUCAAACACUACAGUCAAUAUUAAAAUUGUAGCUUGUCUUUUUAUUGAAAUAAUAUUCAUUAUUUUGUUGUGGGAUUUGCUUCUAAUGUAGAAACAAUCUUGUAACAAUAAUUUUUUUUCUGUCACUUUUUUUUCUGGCAGCCGGUUUCAGGUGUUUGUCUCCAUCUACUGGUUGUGAAUGCAUCAUUAUCCGCAUAUUAUACAGGAUCUUUUGCUUUGGUUUUAUGAAGUCAGAAUAGCAAGAAGGAAAAAAAAUUCAUGUUUUAUAUCUACACUGUAAAUGACGUAAUUAUUAAUAAAGCUAUUCAAAUUGUAA